AUGACAAGCAUGGUUGAGAUCUCAUGGCCGCCAAAGUCCCCUCGGGAGGCCCUUCUCAGCACCCCGAAUGGUCGCAAGAGGUAUGAGGAUAUGCAGCGUCGCCGCGAAAACCCAAGCUCGCCUCUCAAACGCUCCACCACGACUCCCGAUUUGCGAUCUAAGGCGGCACAACUUCUGAGCGAUGGGCUGGAUGAAGGGGACGAUGACGAGGAGGAGGAUGAAGAAACGCUGCAGUUGAAGCUGGCCGCCAUUGAGGCCCGGCUGAAGCUCAAACAGCUCCAGAAGAGCCGCGCGAAGACAGGAACGCCUGGACCGGACCGACACGAGAACGACACGCCUGCCAGACCCGCUACCGCGAUCGGCUCUUCGCAAAUCCAUGAGCAGGCAACAAGAACCAAAAGCGUACAUGCAGCAAGCAGUGAUGCGCAUUUUGAUGACGUUCAAGUUCCGUUGUCGCCCACACGGCGUCCUCCGAACGACCCUGUGUCCCCGCGAAGGUAUUUUCUGGGCAUCGACAAGGGUCUUCGAGGCAGGGAUGUAUCGCUGAGACGCCCCCCAAGCUCAAAGGGGACCGGUCAGCUAGCACGGCCUGCGACACGAGAUGGAUUGGUCUCUCAUUCAGGCAAUAUUCUGCAGGCGAUCACGGGGGGUGGUGAACGCCCUCGCCCCAAGAGCUUCAGUGAACGAGUCGCUGAGAGCCGGUCCGCCGAUGUGUCUCGGAGAGAGCGAACAGCGCGGGUAGAGAGGAUCCAAGCCAAUAGAAGUACGGCCUUCCAAAUCGACAAGGCCGAGGUGGAAGCAUUGAAGGCGGCCGCCGAGGCUAGGAAGGACGCUCCAAGGUCGCCGACGAAGAGUCGCCCAACCGAGACCUUCAGCCGAGACGACAUCCUACGAUCUUACAAUAAUCUCAAGCCGUCUCUUAAAAGGAGUCAGACCACCCCCAGCGUACGGCGCAAUGAUAUUGAGGCUGAACCCAAGGAAUCGAGGCCGCACUUCCACAGACGGAACCUCAAAUCCGAGUCCGAAGCGCCAGGAAGCUCUCAGAACAGUGCUGGCGGUGAUUCCCAGGGCGACAAAGGUGGCGACCCAUCCAAGUUCGAGUCCUUCUCCUCUCAACACCUGUCAAACCGCAUCUUACCCCAUUCGUUCUUGACUCGAACUCUAGAGGACAAGAAAGUCCUUAAGAUCCCCGAUCUACUCCGCACAGUAAAGGCGCCCGACUUUGAACUACCGGAGGACAUUGACACGGACUUCGUCGUGUUUGGCAUCGUGGCGUCGAAGUCAGAGCCCAGACAAAUCAAAGCACCAAAUGCCAACGCCACCCCAAAAGAAGUCGAUCCCUUUGACGAUGGAAGGAACAACACCAAUCAGUACAUGGUUAUCACCCUGACGGAUCUCAAAUGGACCAUCGACCUCUUCCUCUUUGAAACCGCGUUUCCUCGCUAUUACCGCAUUUCGGAAGGGAUACUCGUUGCCAUUCUGAACCCCACGAUUAUGCCUCCGCCGAAGAACAAGUUAGACACCAACAAAUUCAGUCUCGCUGUAUCUUCAUCGGAUGACAAGAUCCUGGAGGUUGGCUACGCUCAAGACAUCGGGUUCUGCAAAGCCGUCCGCAAGGACGGCAAAACAUGUCAUUCCUGGGUGGAUGCUCGAAAGACAGAAUUCUGCGACUUCCACGUGGACCUGCAAAUCCGUCGAACUCAGGCCGGCCGGAUGGGCGUGAACGGAGGCACGGGCAUGUAUGGGGGACCCGGAGGCCGCUCAGGCUCUCGAACUGGCUUCUACGGCAACGCAGGCCAAGGCCAAAAAGGUCGCCCCCCAAACGGACUGAAGUCAGCCGGCGCCAAAUUCGACUUCCAAUCCCAGUCGUCGUACUACAUUGCACCCGCCCCGAAGUCCAGGAGCGCCGGGCCCUCAUUCCACCCUAUGCCAGGCGGACAAUCGGCCGCUAAUCUCAUCGACGCGGACCACGACGACCCCUUCAUCGCCGCCGGCAUGAUGGGCCGCGGAAUGGAGAAUCGCGAGGAGCGCUUCCGCAAACGCCUGAAGGAGAAGCAGCGCGAACGCGAAAUCACCACGAAGCUCAUUUCCCGCCCCGGAGGCGUUGGCGCAGAGUACCUCCGAUCCCGAGAUAGCGGCAAUGUCCCGACGCCCCGUCCCGACCCCCAAGCAGACCGGGAGAAGAACGCUUCAGAUCAGCUUUCGGCUCAUAACCUCGGCCUGUCGAGCUUCAGACGGGCGGACACGGUCAAACUGGGUUCGUUGAAACGCGCCCACGACGGCGACAGACCCCAGAGCAGCAGCGGUGUCAAGAAGACUCGGUUUAUCACCUCCCAUGGCAUCAAAGAGGCCGGGAGGGACAGUCUGGGUGGGAAACCCGAUCUGGUGCAGACGAACCUUGACGAUGACGAUGACGAUGACCUAGAUAUCAUCUAGAGAAACACACCCCCCUUUCCCUCAAACCCCUCUUUAUGAUGAAAAAAAUAGAUACCCUCAUUCUUUGACAGCCUCGAUUGGAUAUCCCUGCAAGAACCUAUCUGAAUCGACAGGACUCG
Messenger RNA from Aspergillus heteromorphus CBS 117.55, 2555 nucleotides. RefSeq lists its product as uncharacterized. Gene Ontology annotation, cellular component: replication fork protection complex; nucleus. Gene Ontology annotation, biological process: DNA replication initiation; DNA replication. The transcript has 2 exons. Gene Ontology annotation, molecular function: single-stranded DNA binding; DNA replication origin binding. The record is from RefSeq and is a predicted model, not a curated record. NCBI's taxonomy places the organism in Eukaryota, Fungi, Ascomycota, Eurotiomycetes, Eurotiales, Aspergillaceae. Bases 1 to 2436 code for a protein of 811 amino acids.